Molecule: messenger RNA, 1797 nt
Organism: Sclerotinia sclerotiorum 1980 UF-70
Lineage: Eukaryota; Fungi; Ascomycota; Leotiomycetes; Helotiales; Sclerotiniaceae
Exons: 3
Coding region: 1-1797 (598 amino acids)
Biological process (GO): regulation of DNA-templated transcription
Molecular function (GO): histone acetyltransferase activity
Source: RefSeq, a predicted model, not a curated record
AUGCCACCACGAACCUUACGAAAACGAGAGCGCAGAGCAAGUUCGGAUGCAAAUGCGAAUUCAAAUUUGAAUAGUUCUCCGAAUACAAUUACGGUACAAACCACUACGACAACUACAACUACAAUGAUGGUUGCUGCAAAUGGGGUUGAGGUUGAUGUUGAUGGAUCUAGGAGAACUAGUGCUGGGAGAACAAGUACUGGGGAGAAAAGACAGAGAGGAUUGGCGGAAUUUGGUAUUACGAGGAGUCCGCAUCCGCAGAAUAGGAAACGGGCGCGUGAGGUGGAUGGGGAAGAGGAUGAGGAGGGUGGAAGUGAUGGAAAUGGCUUAAAUGGAAAUACUGUGAAUGGGACAGCAAAGAACGAACUUACCUAUAGGCAAGAACGUGAAUCUACGAAUACACCUAAACGCAGAAGAACAAGCGUGGCUAGUCGUGUUAAUGGACCGACUAUCGUUACAGGUUUAGGUGGAAGGGAAUCUAUUGGAGAACGAGAAACACCCAGGGAAAGAACGAGAGAGAGGGAUGUUACGGUUAGCAUGGAAAAUUCACUACCAUCGCCCCCAGCUGAAGAAUCGGAGGGUGAUCAGGAUGGCGAUGCAAUUGAAGUUGAUACGGGAAGGAGUUCACCAAGUGGAAGAGAAGAAAGUAAAGGUGUAAGGGAUGAUGAGGAUGGAGAAAAAGAGAGGAAUAUUGAUGAUGUGGUUUUUGGGGAUCUUUGUUUUAAAAGUUGGUAUUCGAGUCAUUAUCCUAGGGAUAUUAUUGGGAAUGGAAAUCUGGAAAUUCAUUCUCAGGGUGUUAGUCAGGGGAGUGGAAAGAGUAGUAAGAGUGGAAAGAGUGGGAAGAGUGGGAAGAGUGGGAAGAGUGGGAAGAGUGGGAAGAGUACCAAAGGUGGAAGUGAGAGAGAUGCUAGGGGAGCAAAGGGAUUGCAGGUUGAUAAAUUGUAUGUCUGUAAUUGGUGUUUUGGAUAUACCGUUAGUGGUGGAGAGAUGGCGAUACAUAGGAAAUGUUGUGAAAGGAAAGGAACUGUUCCUGGGAAUUGUGUUUAUGAACAUGAGGAGGAUGGGGAGUGGAGUGUUUGGGAAGUGGAUGGAGAGGUUGAGGGUACCUUUUCUCAAUCUCUCUCGCUUUUCGCCAAACUCUUUCUCGAUAAUAAAUCCGUUCUCUAUGAUGUCCAGUCAUUCAAUUAUUUCCUCCUAGUUCACACAGAUCUCGAUACUGCCGAAAGACAAAUCAUAGGUUUCUUUUCAAAAGAAAAAAUGUCCUGGGAUAAUAAUAAUCUCGCCUGUAUCCUGGUAUUUCCUCCUUGGCAAAAGAAAGGUCUGGGAAGUAUACUCAUAGGUGUGAGUUAUGAAAUUAGUAGGAGGGAGGGUUUACUUGGAGGACCAGAAAAGCCUAUAAGCGAGUUAGGUAAAAAGGGGUAUGAGAGGUUCUGGGGUGCGGAAGUGGCGAGAUAUUUGUUGGAAUUGGAGGAAGGUGAUGAUAUUAUGGAGGAUGUAGAGGAAGAGGAGGAAGAAGAAAUUGAGGUUGUGAAAGUGGUUCAAAAGCCGGUGGUUAAGAAACCUUCAGGAAAGGGUAUGGGGAAGGGUUGGAGAAAGGAGAUGGUUCGACAAUGGGUGGAGAGAGAAGGAUUGAAAUUGGAGAGGUGUGUGAGGGAAGAGGGGUUUGUGGAGGGAUAUGGUUGGGCUAAAGAGGAGAGUGAGGAAGAGAGUUUAAUGGAGAGUAUUGAGGGGAGUGGGGUUGGUAGUGGAGGGGAUGGUGAGGAGGAGGAGGAGGAGGGAGAGGAGGAGGAGGAGUUGUGA